GGCGAGGGUAUAUAAGGCAGAGAAGGGCGGGGCCUCGCUCAGACCUGUUGCGUCGCCCCUGUCCUAAGGUUCUCGUGUGUGGCUGUUCCCGGAGUCGUGACCAGAAGAGAAACGUCCCCAGGUAACGGGCAGGUGCUAAUUAGGGAAGACACCUGAAGCGCCUCUCGUUAAUUAGCAGCAAGAAAAAAAAACAGGAUGGCGUGCGGGCGCGUGGGCAAGGCAUGGGAGCGGUCGUGGGCGGCGGUGGCGGUGGUGGUGCUGGUGGGCGUGGUUGUGCUGGCGGGCUCGGUGGACUCCUUCAACCGCGACAGGCCGAUAAUCAAAUGGUCACCUCUCUGGCUCAACAACUACCGGCCCCGCGGGGUUCUGUUCAAGAGGUUCCGUGACGAGCCCAUCGACAAGUGGACGCCUGGCUAUUUCAGCUCCUCGCCCGAACACUACUACGACCAGAAGAAGGACGCGGGGGGCUGCGGUCGGGAGAACUCGCUGUGUCGGUUCGUGAGUGUUCGGUCCGGGGAGCCGCGGGAGGUCAGGUGUUGCGGGGCGCUGCAGUGCGUGUUUACGGGUGUGUCCUUCACCUGUGCCGACCCCAGUUCAAUGGAUUUGGAAACUACUGAAAAUGAAAUAUAUUGAACCUCCUCCUCCUCCUCCUCUUUCCCUCCAUUACUGGCAAGAUGAGAUAACCGGAGACCUGGAGAAGGAAGAAUUACGGAAGAGAAAGAAGAAAAGGAGAUAAAAGAAGAAAAAGAAGAAAAAAAGACGAAGGCAAAAAAUAAGACAGCAGAGAUGUCCAAAUGUUUUCAAAAAGAUGUUCAUUAUAACAAAAAUGGAUAAUAAUAAUAAUAAUAAUAAUAAUAAUAAUAAUAAUGGUAAUAAUAAUAAAGUUUAACCAUUACGCUUUGUCGUUAAAGAAGAUAGCUUUAUGUAAGUGUGUGUGUGUGUGUGUGUGUGUGUGUGUGUGUGUGUGUGUAAUAAUAUUCACCACGGCCUGAUCACGAGUUGGACUCGCUUUCGCCAGCAGUACCCUCACGACGUGAGCAAGUGCUCAUUAUCGUCGAUCUCUGGGUACUGCCAGGACCUCACACACCACACACCCCAUCACCCUUGCUCAAAGGGGGACAGCAGUAACCACUCCUAGUCAACGGAAAGAAUCCGGCCUGAGCGGGGCUCGAACCGCCGCCUGUUUGGCCGUGAAGUCUCGCAGCGCUCUACCGACUGAGCCACCGGAGCGGUGUGAUGUGUGUGUGUGUGUGUGUGUGUGUGUGUGUGUGUGUGUGUGUGUGUGUGUGUAAGUCAGCGUUAAAUCGCCAUAAUGUGAACAGGAUUUCAACACACACACACACACACACAUGCGUUGCACACCUACACACACUCUCACACACACACACACAGACAUUUUACUUCCUAAGAAGUGCACGUCACAGCAGCCUGCGGAAAGGCCGGGGCAGCUGCUAACACACACACACACACACACACACACACACACACACACACACACACA
This is a messenger RNA of Eriocheir sinensis (Chinese mitten crab), 1501 nucleotides long. RefSeq lists its product as uncharacterized. NCBI's taxonomy places the organism in Eukaryota, Metazoa, Arthropoda, Malacostraca, Decapoda, Varunidae. The transcript is spliced from 6 exons. Bases 196 to 633 code for a protein of 145 amino acids. The record is from RefSeq and is a predicted model, not a curated record.